CCUCUCUCUUUACAACUUAGCCAGAGUAUAAAGAUGUCUAGUAAUAAUCACAACAACGUACCAGUGGUACAUCAAAUUCCAAUAGACCAAAUCGAUUUCUCACCCAACAUCAGCACAGAUGCAGAAAAUUUUUUUCAGUCUGAUGCAGACAUUGCGCGCAUGGCAGCAAGGCAAGGGAUGGUCAAUUAUGACAAGGGCCAGGCUAUCAAGAUUUCAUCCAAGGUACUGGAUGUUUGUGUAGGCUUUAGGAUCAAGCCGUCUGAUGCGGCCGCAACAACAGCUGCCACAGGAGAGGCACAAGCACAGGUACCGGGGAUGCCUACUGCUGUUAUCGAGGACAAGGCGCUGAUAGGUGCCACGAUUUAUACAGCAGAAAGCGGGCAUGUUGCUCGCAAAAUUAAUUUGGAGACGGGUAAAACAAUGAAACUCUUUCAAGGCCAUGCAGGACCAGUGACGCGAGUGGCGGUUUAUCAGACUCAGAGUGGUCAGGAACGACUUGUGACAGGAUCUUGGGAUAAGACAAUCAAAGUAUGGGAUGCAGAGACCAAAGAGUGUCUGGCCACAUUAAAGGGUCAUACUGAUUUUGUCAAGGCUCUUGUUAUUCGGGCCGUCCUUGCAAAGGAUGGGGAUAACGACCAUGAUGAUAAGAGGAAGCGAGUGGUUCAUCAAUUAUUCUCAGCAUCGUAUGAUGGAACGAUCCUGCAAUGGGAUCUUGAAACAUUUAAGCCAUUCCAAGAUGGUGCUGGUGGUCCGUGGAAAGGCCACGCUCGCGGCAUUAAUGAUCUUUGUUUGACAGUGGAGGACUUUGGUGAUGAUGAUAAUGCUGACGGGGACAACACUGAUAAUCAUGGCAAAGAAUAUCUUUAUUCCGCAGGUAGUGAUGGUACUAUUCGGAAAUGGGAUAUUACAAAGGGUCAAGGACAUGGUGGUCAUUGUGUUCAUGUGUUUAAGCAUCAUGAAACUACUGUGUAUCGUGUCCUUGUAGAGGGCGUUGAGAUCUGGUCAGCAUCUGCGGAUAAGACUGCUCGAAGACUUGAUCUUGAGACAAAAAAAGUAGACACAACCUUGGAACAUCCGGAUUUUGUAAAGGCUAUCGCGCUUGCAGGACCAUACGUGGUCACUGGUGGUCGGCAGGAAAGCGUUCGUGUCUGGUCGAUUGCCACAGGCAAGCUCAUAAAAGAGAUCAAGGGUCAUUUUGAUGAAGUGUCAAACAUGGUUGUGAUUGGUUCCACGCUUAUUACUGUAUCACUUGAUGGAACAAUCCGUCGUUGGUCCUUGAGAGAGCAAGACUUGGUUCAGACUGAACCCACAGACAUUUCCAAUAUUAAGCCCAGCGAUGGUUCUGGACAACAGCAGACGAUAGGAUUGACAGCGGAAACGAAGACUAUUACCGCUUCUACCGCCGCGCAAGGCUCUAUUAAAGAGAAACAACAGAGCAUCAUGACAGAAGAGGAGGAACGGGAACUUGCAGAACUAAUGGAUAGCGAUGAUGAUUAAUGAUUGGAGAGUUUAAACUAGGCAAGCACAUGUACUCACACAUUCAAAAAUUAUUCAUUACUCCUCCUCGUUUGUAAUAAAGUAUAAAAAUUGGGCCG
Lobosporangium transversale is the source of this 1595-nucleotide messenger RNA. Its product is annotated as WD40-repeat-containing domain protein. NCBI's taxonomy places the organism in Eukaryota, Fungi, Mortierellomycota, Mortierellomycetes, Mortierellales, Mortierellaceae. The record is from RefSeq and is a predicted model, not a curated record. Bases 34 to 1497 code for a protein of 487 amino acids. Gene Ontology annotation, molecular function: protein binding. The transcript has 5 exons.